Messenger RNA from Trypanosoma rangeli, 996 nucleotides. RefSeq lists its product as uncharacterized. The record is from RefSeq and is a predicted model, not a curated record. The coding region runs from base 1 to 996 and encodes 331 amino acids. The transcript has a single exon. NCBI's taxonomy places the organism in Eukaryota, Euglenozoa, Kinetoplastea, Trypanosomatida, Trypanosomatidae.
AUGUCUUUUGGGCAAUCUGACUCAUUCACGGAAAGUGCAAUUAAUAACAAUAACACCAAGAAACUCAACAAGAGCAUGCAGAAUAACAUGGAUGGCAUUACCACCACUGCUGCCACAACUGGGUCGCCAACCCCACCGACGUCAUUGUCUCAUCCUGGCCUGGGCGAUGACAGCCCCAACCAGCCGAGUCUGGAGCCGAUGCAUGCGAUGACGUCAAGCAUGGGUACGCCGCGCUUUGGGCAAAACGGCAUUGUCAACAUGGGCGAUUGGAACUUGUCUCCCACCAGUCUUUCAAUUCCGCUAACUUGUCAUACUCCACCGCCCGCAGCAAGAUUUGGGCGCACCACGUCGGUGUUCUCGUCGUCAUCGCAGCGGUAUUGUCAUGAUCCGUACUCGUUGAGUGGGUCACAGCGACUCAGUCCGCAGUCAAAUCCUAUGAGUCACGCCGCGUCACCGUCAGAGCCCGCCAUUCCAACACUUUCGCUUGGCCCCUUUCAUGAUGAUGUGACGGGGCCACUGCCCAUCGUGACAGUUGUGGCUGCUGUGCCGAAGGAGCGGAACGAGACCCGGGGACGGCGCAAGGGACGCAAUGGUGAUCACUCGCGCAACAGCAAGGUGCUAGUCGACGUGCCACCGCCACGGGCCAUGCGGUACCUGCCACCCCCGCCACCAGGCAUAGACAACGUCACCAACGGAAUACUUUCGCUGGAACAAUUGCAAUACAUUGCAAAGCGAUGGUACGAUCGAACGGUUGCAGCUGAGCCUACCUACGGUCAGCGUCUUUCGACCUCUGUUUGGAUUCCCCCGUAUGCAUCAAUGGCACAGCAGCAGACUCUCAUUGCGACAGGGCAUGCAAUCCUGUGCCCACGUUUGGAGCAUUACCAGAACAGCUUUUGGCCGUGGCUGGCUGAUGCAGAGCAAUGGUGGGAGAGCGCCGUCCGUCCACACACGGGAAUUUCGCUACCCCUGCCACCCCCAUACCUCGUUGGCGCAUAA